Ictalurus furcatus (blue catfish) is the source of this 759-nucleotide messenger RNA. It is a transcript of the gene elof1, whose product is annotated as elongation factor 1. The record is from RefSeq and is a predicted model, not a curated record. The transcript has 4 exons. Bases 33 to 410 code for a protein of 125 amino acids. Gene Ontology annotation, cellular component: transcription elongation factor complex. Gene Ontology annotation, molecular function: RNA polymerase II complex binding. Lineage: Eukaryota; Metazoa; Chordata; Actinopteri; Siluriformes; Ictaluridae. Gene Ontology annotation, biological process: transcription elongation by RNA polymerase II.
AGCCUUUUGGCGGAGGUGGCGAUGGACGCUAGAUGGCGCUCUACAACACUGUAUUUGUCUGCACAUGCUUACAGAAGAAGUUCCCCGGACGUUUCUCUUGUGUUUAUUCGCUGUGUACGUGCUCUUUGUACAUUCAAAACCGAGUAAUCCGGUGUCAAAUGGGUCGCAGAAAGUCGAAGCGAAAGCCUCCUCCGAAGAAGAAAAUGACUGGAAAUUUGGACACGCAGUUUACCUGCCCCUUCUGUAACCACGAGAAAUCCUGCGAUGUUAAAAUGGAACGAAGUCGAAACACGGGAAUAAUAUCUUGCACUGUGUGCUUGGAGGAGUUCCAGACUCCUAUUACCUAUCUCUCAGAGCCCGUGGACGUCUACAGUGAUUGGAUCGAUGCCUGCGAAGCAGCCAAUCAGUAGCUCAUCUCAUAGGGUCAGAGGUCAAAGAAGUCUGUACGGCCCUACAAGACUACGAGGUGUAUUUUUCUAUCAUGAAAUGUAUCCUGUAACAUCCAGUUUGUCUCUUGAUUUAAAAGAGUCAUUGUCAGUCACGUGUAAUCAUGGUGUUCCCUUUUGUUAGUUUUACACAAUGUGAAGACACAAAGGAAAUUGGGCGAAUUUGAAAGCUGGUGCAUUUGAUAAUACCCACAUGAUUAGACCCACGUUUUUUCUUUUGAGAAUUUGUGAACUUUUUUUUUAGUUGGCAUUUAGGUUUUUAUAUGUCUAAUGAUUGGUCGAGUACAUGUCAAUAAAAAUGUGUUAGAAAGUU